ACUGGCCCAAUGGGCACCUGUUACUGCAGAAUGAGACCUGGGCGGGCUUGGGUCUGGACUACUUUAAUCCUGGGCAGUUAAGCGACAAGUCCAGCAAAAACACAGUAACACACAACUAUGUGAGGGAGGGUGGUCAGCAACCGAGGCGAUGCGCUUUGGACCUUUUGAACCAAAAUGAACACCGCAGCCAUCGUUUAUUGACAGCCUCGUCGACCGCAUUACCCUCGCCAGGAAUCCAUUUGUUUAGUGCCAUGUACAGAGUGUAAAUUGACUCGUAUUUCCUCGAUUGCGCAAUCAGAAAAAUCGCUUCAUUUAUUAUCCACCAACAAAAGACACAUACCUGUGUUGAGGCGUGGUCUCAGACAGCUUCGGGCAUUUAAACAGACAAAUACCGAGCCGCUUCUCACUUCAUACAGAAAACUGCAAACACGUCUCCAAAAAACACAACGACAUGGGCAACUGGGUUGUUAACCAUGGACUGUCGGCUCUUAUCCUGGUGGUCUGGAUGGGAAUCAAUAUAUUCAUCUUUGUGUACUUUUACCUUUUCUAUGACCUGGGACCACAGUUCUUUUACACACGGCACCUCCUCGGACCUGCGCUGGCAUGGGCAAGGGCGCCGGCGGCCGUCUUGAAUUUCAACUGCCUGCUGAUCCUGCUCCCAGUCUGCCGAAACCUGCUGUCCUUCAUCAGAGGAUCCUGUGCGUGUUUCCGCAGGUCCAUGAGGAAGCAGCUGGAUAAGAACCUGUCUUUUCACAAGCUGGUGGCUUAUAUGAUUGGUCUGAUGACAGCUGUCCACACCAUUGCUCACUUGCUGAACCUGGAGUGGUUGAACAACAGCAGGCAGGGCGAUUACGACAACCUCAGCACAGAGCUAUCGGAGAUCGGAGACCACAGUAACGAAACCUUCCUGAACCCCAUCCGCUCCCCUUCCACGACACCCUCGUACGUGGCCUUCACCACCAUCGCUGGGAUCACCGGGGUCAUCAUCACGCUGUCCCUCAUCCUCAUCAUCACCUCGUCCAUGGAGGUCAUCCGCCGCAGCUACUACGAGGUCUUCUGGUACACCCACCAUCUCUUCAUCAUCUUCUUCGCAGGGCUCGUCUUCCACGGGGCUGGGCGUAUUGUUCGCUCUCAGACGAAAGACAGCAUGUAUGAACACAACGUCACCUACUGUAAGGAUCGACCUCUGGACUGGGGAAAGAUCCCAGAGUGCCCUAUGCCUCAGUUUGCAGGAGGGGCGCCAGGGACCUGGAUGUGGGUUCUGGGGCCCAUGGUUCUCUAUGUGUUUGAAAGAAUCCUCCGCCUCUACCGAUCACUGCAGAAAGUCAUCCUCAGAAAGACGGUGAUCCACCCCUCCAAUGUGCUGGAGCUGCAGAUGCAGAAGAAGAACUUCAGCAUGGAGGUGGGUCAGUACGUGUUUUUGAACUGCCCCUCCAUCUCCCAGCUGGAAUGGCACCCCUUCACCAUGACCUCGGCCCCGGAGGAGGACUUCUUCAGCGUGCACAUCCGCUCCAUGGGGGACUGGACCAGGGAUCUCAUCAGCAAGGUCAACGAGGCGGAGAAGGGGGGGUUCCUGCCCAAGAUUGCAGUAGACGGGCCCUUUGGCACGGCCAGCGAGGAUGUCUUCGAUUACGAGGUCAGCAUGCUGGUUGGCUGUGGAAUUGGGGUCACGCCCUUUGCCUCCAUUCUCAAGUCCAUCUGGUACAAAUUCAAGGAGUCCAACCAAAAACUGCGAACAAAAAAGAUCUAUUUCUACUGGCUGUGUCGGGAGACCCAUGCCUUUGAGUGGUUUGCGGACUUGUUGCAUUCACUGGAGGGAGAGAUGGAGGAGAGGGGGAUGCUCAACUUCCUCAGCUACAAGCUCUUCCUCACCGGCUGGGACCACAGCCACGCUGCUCAUGUGAUGGUACACUUUGAUAAAGACACAGAUGUCGUUACUGGACUCAAACAGAAAACACAUUACGGGAGGCCAAACUGGGAGAAGGAAUUUGAGGAUAUACGCAACGCCCACCCCACGUCGACGGUUGGAGUGUUCUUGUGUGGCCCGCAGGCCCUGGGAAAGACACUGGAAAGCUGCUGUGCCAGAUACUCAGACGUGGAUCCUCGCAAAGCCCGGUUUUACUUCAACAAGGAGAACUUCUGAUCUGGUCAAACUGACUCCGAGAUCCAGCAACAGAUCAGGAGGAUUCAUCUGAACACUCAUACUAGGACAACAGUGUCAAUUAAAGAGAAAAACGGGUCUCCUGCAAACAUUCAGAGAUAAUCUUACCUGACUCAAUUGGCUUGGUCAGAAAAUGCUGGUUGAAUGGCACAAUAAGGUGUAAAUGUACGCACGCCCAUAUAAUAAUCGUUACUGUUUAAUGUAAUUAUGUAGGUGCUAGUGUGUGAUUAAGUCUUUGUGGGCUUUAAAAGUUCAUCCCUGUAGCGCACUAAAGAACUGUUCACCUCCCAGGUCAGAAACAGAUUUAUUUAACAGAAACAAUUGCAUGUUAUGUGGAGAGAGUGCCCCUUUGCCUCUCUAAACUUCAUUUUUAUUGUUUUAUAAGCGUUAGUCAAGAGUAGGAUGGGAUUACAGGAAUAUCUUGAACUCAGAUAUCCCAUUUGAGGAAAUGCCUUGCCCUCUUUUUAGCCCUGGGCUCUGGUUCCACCUGCAUUACAAGCCCAGAAUUACCCUUCUUGCAGUGGGAUGACAAGAUAAUUAUGGAAGCAAAACCAAGACUUUGGAUUGUGACAAUGCAUGAAUACUGUCACACACCCUCUUAGAAAUAUAAGGGUAGUGCUAAAAAUAGAAAGGACUUUUUUUUUUUUUUUUAAUAUGUGAAAAGGUCUUUCUUAGCCUUUUGUCUCUUGAGACCAGGGUUCAAUUUUAACAAACGAACUACAGGAUUUCCAUUUGAGUAAUUAUCGUACUACUAGAAACAAAAUUACUUUGAUUGUUUUAAUGUACAGUACAAUGUGUAUAAUAAUUUUUGUAAAAUGUAAAUGUAUAAGAUGAAAUAUGUGCACCUUUUCUUUCUAAUCAUUUCUUUCCUGAAAUAGUUUUUUUAAUAAAAAAAAACUAUCUACUUUACUGACAGACAGAACUGGUGAGAAAUAUAUAUUUUAGCCAGUUUCAUUACAAUUGGACAGCUCUUAACAUUACAUAAAGCCAGCUGGAUGUACAAACAACCACAACGUACCCCACCCAGAUAUAUGCAAAACUGCACAUUUUUACCUGUUGAAUUCUUGUGAUAAAACAAUAAACCAAUGAGUCAUUUCACCUUUCCACAAAUUACUAAAAACAGUCUUCUUUUUUUCUUGCAGUUUCCUGGUUCUAUCGCCUUAGUCAUCCCCAGGCAGUGCAUUUCCUUCUUCUGUUCACUAACCUCUUUGUUGAAUGUUAUUUUCCACACUAUUUCAAACUGCACACCAGGUGGCAUUUCCUUGUUAGGUGAGUGACGUUACGCAUCACUAAAAAAAAUAAAUGUAUCUAUUCAUUUGAAUAUAGUAAGAUAGACUUCAGUAAGUUACACUGAUUAAAGAUGUCUCAACGGAGCUGUACACACAUAUAAAAAUUCCUGCC
Messenger RNA from Acipenser ruthenus (sterlet), 3562 nucleotides. Its product is annotated as cytochrome b-245 heavy chain-like. Gene Ontology annotation, cellular component: plasma membrane; NADPH oxidase complex. Lineage: Eukaryota; Metazoa; Chordata; Actinopteri; Acipenseriformes; Acipenseridae. The record is from RefSeq and is a predicted model, not a curated record. The transcript is spliced from 13 exons. Gene Ontology annotation, molecular function: superoxide-generating NAD(P)H oxidase activity. Bases 452 to 2143 code for a protein of 563 amino acids. Gene Ontology annotation, biological process: defense response; superoxide anion generation.